GUUUCGUAGAAUUAAAUACUUGUAAUCGCGAAAUAUAUAUAAAAUAUAUAUAAAUCAGGCAAGUCAAUGCUCCGUCUACUUUUCGACGAAGCGAUCAAUCAGUCAGCAAGUGCUCGUUACACCAUUAACCCCACGCUCGAAGUCCCUUACAGCUGAAUAAAAUGGGAGAGAUGAUAUCUCAUUCGGUAUGACUCAUCAAGGGAGUGCAACGUUUCGGGUUUAUUGCGAAGAGGAAAGUAUAAUUAUCUGCCUUUUCUUUGUCUGAGGUAUUGCCGCUGCUAUAUAUAUUCGUCUUACAUUGUUCGUAGUAUUGCUCUAACCUGAGGUGUUCUUCCAAUAAGAAUCAAUGAUUUCGUGUAUUUAAAUAUUAAAAAAAAUCGAAAGCAUGCCACUGGAACUCCAACCCGCCACCGAAGCCGACGCCGGACGCUCCGUCGACAUCGAGCGUGCGGCGUAUGCUUUGAACCCGCUCACCAGGAUCCUGUUCCCCGGCCCCUUUCCAGCCACGGCGGCAGACGAUCGCGCCAAGCUGCUGACCACGGAGCUGAAGAGCGACCCCACCACGCGCUGGUUCAAGGUCGUCGACCCGGAGCUCCCGGAGGCCGAGCAGAUGGUCGCCUUUGCCAAGUUCCACGUCUUCACCGAGCGGAAGCAUCCGGCGCCGCGGUCGUUCGGCCCCGGCUGCAAUGUCGAGGCGUGCGAACUGCUGUUUAGUUCCAUUGCGAAGCUGAGGGAACGCACGCAGGAGCAUGAAGAUGGGUCGUACAUAUACUUUCAUCUCCUGCACGCCGACCCAAAACACCAAGGCCGCGGCGCCGGCGGCAUGCUAGUGAAACGAUGCAUAGAGGAGGCGCGGAAGCUGGGUGUUACGGCAUACCUGGAGGCUACCGAGGCGGGCCAUGCUGUUUAUAAGAAGUACGGCUUUCGCGAUGUCGAGUGCCUGUCCCUCGACUUGAGUAAAUGGGGACUCGCGGAGUUGGCUAAUUACUGGUCGAUGGUUUAUGAUCCGCGUGAGGCUGUUGAGGGUGAGGCGGAUGUAUGAGGGUUUUAUACAUCCGAUAUACAUACUAUUAUUUAUAACAACUUGAGAACUAUAUGUAUAUGAAAUCAGUUGUUUACCUAGUUACCUUGGAAAACGAACAACAUGGAAAUCAUGGAUGGAUCAUCGCUUGUUUGUCCUCAUGAAUACCUACAUAACUCCUAUAUGCGUGCUAGCGGGGCCAUCAAGUGUAAUC
Molecule: messenger RNA, 1235 nt
Organism: Hypoxylon fragiforme
Lineage: Eukaryota; Fungi; Ascomycota; Sordariomycetes; Xylariales; Hypoxylaceae
Product: acyl-CoA N-acyltransferase
Exons: 2
Coding region: 386-1042 (218 amino acids)
Molecular function (GO): acyltransferase activity, transferring groups other than amino-acyl groups
Source: RefSeq, a predicted model, not a curated record